GGUUUGACCUUCAAGUGCUCAGUAACCUCCCUCAAUGGACGGUGCCAAUGGAUCGUUGACCGUUUGUUUACCUUCGGUCGGUUAGAUCCUAUUCCCAAAGAUGACGGUUACAUACUCGUCGGUUGUGGCAACUGCGAAAUAUUGGACUUUUAUAAGAUUAUUGUUUAUGUGGAAAGGAAGCGUUUAUCGUCUGGUUUGGUUCGAGUUUUUGGUCUUCGUCGGUAUAUACUCAGUUUUAUCUGUUACAUACAGGUUUAUCCUCAGUGCGACACUGAAGAGGUAUUUUGAGCUAUUGUGCAUCUAUUGUGGCCAGUACAACGAAACGGUCCCUGUAGCAUUCGUUUUGGGCUUUUACGUUUCACUUAUUGUUCAACGUUGGUGGGAACAGUUCCUAGCAUUACCAUGGCCUGAUCGUUUGGCUUUGUUUAUAACAGCUUUUUGUCAUGGGAACGCUGAACGCCCAACAAGAAUCAGGCGAAAUAUAGUUCGAUAUAUCAAUCUAUCUUAUUGUAUUGCUUUACGUGCAAUCUCAUCUCGAGCUCGCUUGCGUUUUCCAACAGAAGAACAUCUUGUUACUGCAGGAUUGAUGACACAAGAAGAAUUGGAUAUUUAUCGUAGUACUCAACCCAGUGAAUAUACUUUAUACUUUGUUCCGUUAGUAUGGGCCCUAGAUAUGGUUACAAAAGCUCGUGAAGAAGGCUACAUACGCUUUGAUAGAGCUGUAGAAAUUUUGACGAAUGAAAUCACAUCAUUUCGUAGUAAAUUAGGUACAAUAUUUGCUUAUGAUUGGGUUAAUCCUCCACUCGUGUAUACCCAAACUGUAACAAUUGCUGUAUAUGGAUAUUUUGGUACAUGUUUACUUGCAUGGCAGUAUUUAGACCCAUCGAAAGGAUACGAAGGUCAUGAUGUUGAUAUUUAUGUGCCAAUUUUCGGUUUACUACGUUUCUUCUUCUAUAUUGGAUGGCUGAAGGUUGCAGAGUCAUUAAUUAAUCCAUUUGGUGAAGAUGUUGAUGAUUUUGAAAUUGAAUAUUUAAUUGAAAGAAAUUUACAAGUUUCUUAUCUAAUUGUCGAUGGAAUGCAUCAUGAGCAUCCUGAUCUUGUACGUGAUGCAUACUGGAAUACUACAGACAUUGUACUACCAGACUGGACAAAAAUUGCAACUGAUGGCAGUGCUGCAGAAGCCAAUUUGGACGCAUCAGAAGGAGCUGAUAAAUUUAUUGGCUCAUUAGCAAAUAUUGAUGUUACCGAACGUAGACCAAGUGUAUUAUUUUGGAAUAGUUCAAAUCUGCACCGACGAAGGACAUCUUCAACGAGUGCAAAAAGAUUUCCACAAAUAUCAUAAACAAGAAUUUUGAGCUUAGAUCUAUAACUUACAUAGAGAUAUAUCUUAAUGACAUAUGGAAAACAUCUUUUUUUUAAAAAUAAAUAUUACUAAUUUGCCUUAAUUGAGAUUUUCAUUCACAUUGAACCAAACAAACAAUUUUGUUCAAUAAAAUUGAAAGAGGGAUAAUGAUGAUUGAAUGGAAUAUAUGAAGUACAAUCUUUUUUUCCAUACUUUGAAGAGUUCAAUUCUUAUCUUGAAUAUGAGAGUUAGAUGUGUAUUGUAAAAACAAUCGUAUUUGAAUGAUAACAUAAUAAACAUAAUAACCAUAAUCUUAAAAAGAAAGAUUUUUCCAUUAUAAACUUUGUUUUUUACUCAGUAGUAGAUUUUUCCGCCAUGGUUUUUAGUUUCAUAAUUAUGAUGGUUACUAUGGAGAUUGUUAUAUAUAUAAUUACUAUUAUUGACUGUUAAAUGGUUGUUUAGGUUUGAUCUUCUGACACUAUUCUGUUCUGUGCUCGCAUAAAACGCUGAUUUUCGUUCCUAGAUACAUUGCUGCACACAUAUACUUCUUGUUCUCACUUAUCAGUUGCCGUUAUUUGCGUUUGCAGACAUUCCCAUUACGUGAUUAUUUACUUUGAAUUAUAUCUAUCAUAUUUGGAACUAUUGGUUACUUCUUAUAAUUGUCGAUUACGAGACCAAAACUCGAACACAUAUUCUACUGACUGCUUAAGUAAAGUCCCGCAAUUUUCUAUUUGUGUAGAUUAUCAAUGGUCUUGAUACUUUUUGCAUUAUUUUGGAAUUCAGUAGUAAGCUCAUUGAAUUUUUUAUCACCUACCACCUGCUGUAAUUUAGACAAUUAACCCGCUAUGUAAAAGUAUGUGUGAGCCUAAUUGAGCUCAAUCUUUAUCUAUCCCCCCAUUGUUUGUUUACACAGACAAUCAACGACUUACCCACAGAUAAUUAGCACUCAUAAAAUACAUGGAUUUCUCAACCUUUACAUUCUUCCUUCCCAAUGCACUUGGCUUUUGCGUGCUCGCGAAUUUUAUUAAUUAUCAUUAAUACACUCACUAUCCCAACAACUGGUGUUCUGGCUUUUGAAUAUUCUCGAGUAAAUUCCCAGUACUACUAGGAGAAUUGGUGCUGUAAGUUCUUUACUGUGCAGCUGUUCAUCCCUUUCCCAGCAUACAUGCCCUAGCACAGUACAAUUUACAGUCACUAAUCUUUGGAGAUUUGAUCUUGAACGAAUUGCUACGACAGAGAAGUCCAGUCAAUAUAAAAUAACAAUUGUUUAUGAAGGGAUCAUUUGCAUGUAAGGUAAAAGAAAAUAUAUAAAUCAGCUCGCCGAACUGUGUUGAUAAUUUUAUUGAAGACUUUAAGUAUUAAUUCAAUCCAAGAC
Schistosoma bovis is the source of this 2717-nucleotide messenger RNA. The record is from the annotation of a GenBank genome assembly. NCBI's taxonomy places the organism in Eukaryota, Metazoa, Platyhelminthes, Trematoda, Strigeidida, Schistosomatidae.